This is a messenger RNA of Pseudomyrmex gracilis, 1210 nucleotides long. RefSeq lists its product as uncharacterized. Bases 162 to 473 code for a protein of 103 amino acids. The transcript is spliced from 3 exons. Lineage: Eukaryota; Metazoa; Arthropoda; Insecta; Hymenoptera; Formicidae. The record is from RefSeq and is a predicted model, not a curated record.
GUGAUGUAUAUUUGUUACUUUACGGAAACGACUGUGCUGUAGUUAUCGAGUAUCUCUAGAACAGGCAAGAUCGCAGAUAUCUUUUAUUUUUAAUCUUAUAUAGCGAUGAUUUUGUGUUUCAAGAGAUUUCUAUUUUAAUAGAUUGGAUUAUUAUCUUAAGCAUGAGGAGAGGCCAAAGGCAACGAAUUCAUAUCGAAAACCGAGUAGUGCGUGGCGCAAAGAACGCAGAAGAGAUCCUUAUUCAAAGCGAAGCAUUGGACAUGUCGCAUCACAGCAGACCAAGCGUCAUCGUCUCUACAUCGCCGCAGAACGGCAAUACAAAUGAGGACAAGAUUGUGAAGUUCACGUCGACGCGAGUAUCCAGUACUCUUCGUCGAGAAGUACCGGAUUUAGGACGCCCGGCGGUGCCAGCGAUCUCGAGAUCGAAGCUUCAAACGAUCACUCGAUCCGAAAAAAUAUGCUGCCGUUUUUAAUGUUACUACNAAUGACAAAGAUACAAGUCCGAAUAAUGAUAAAUAAUCGCUAUUGAGAGAAUUCAGCCUUGGCUGAAAAGAAUUUUUAAUGAUUCAUCAGCAGCCGAACAUUAACAUAAAGUUCAAACAUUGACUCACUGAAUACGAAAUAUCGUUUUUGUAACAAAUGAUUUAUGAAAAGCAAAGUUCACGAUAUUGAAUUAACUUGAUAAAUUUUUAAUAGUUACCUUGAUAACUUUUUCCUUUAAAAUUUUCGAUAUUUCGUAAGCAAUAAAACCAAGUGAAACAGUGAACGAACCCAAUUAAUUUUGUUUGUCGGUGAUAUCCUUGAUUCCUUUGAUGAUAUUUUCGAUACUUGNAUUAAACCAGUGUAGAUCUGGUUCUAGGCUGUGGACCAGCCUGUCUUAUACGUUCUUUGCGUAGCUGAUGAUCACUUUGCGAAAGCGCUCUGCGAGNACUGGAAGCAGAUUCAAGCGACGGCUCGAAAGAAGUUCACAUAACCAUCGGACAAAUUUGCCAGGAAUCUUGUCGUAAUCCUUAUCGUCGUUUAGUAUUACCGCGUUACAACCCGUUCGGGGUUGAAAUCGUUCCAGUNUCGCUCGCUAUUUGUGUACUAGAUNAUAACUUAUUGUUGUUAAGAGUUAACCGAAUUCUAAGCGUCUGCAUUCGAAGAAUCUGUAUCGAAGCAAGUAAAGUGACUUAAACAUACGCUGAAAAUUGUACUCUCGGACGGUACG